AUGCUGGAUGAGCCAGGAUCUCCCGGAGUGGUGGUGGAGGAGCCAGAAUCUCGCGUAGUCAUGCUGGGCAAGGAGAAGACUGUGGAGGCCCCUGCAGUCACCCCCUCACCACCUCCCAAGGGUACGUCAUCAGGCCAGCCCUCGGCGGACCUGCGGCGGUACAGGACCGCAUUCACCAGGGAGCAGAUUGCUCGUCUCGAACGGGAGUUCAUGAGAGAGAACUAUGUCAGCCGUCCACGACGCUGUGAACUGGCCAAGGAACUAAACCUAACUGAAGGUACCAUCAAGGUGUGGUUCCAGAACAGACGCAUGAAGGAUAAGCGACAGAGGAUGGCUGUGGCUUGGCCCUAUGCUGACCCUACCCUAGCCUACCUGCUUCACGCCGCAGCUGCUUCAGGAGCUUACCCUCCCUACCUGGCGCCCUCGUCCGUACCCGGAGCUCCCUGGGGUAGCCCGCCCAUCAUGGGAGCCACCCCGCCUCUCACUUACGCCGCCCCACACUUGACCUACGCACCGCAGCCGCCCCCUGUCAGCCGCUUUUCUCCAUAUCCACGCCCACAGCCACCUACGCUGCCCCAGCCGUAUUCACUUCCUGCUGACAUUCACUCUACUCACCCAUUGUCUCCAACUCCCGUUCUUCCACGCUCACCCAUGUGUGGACACCUGCCUGCUUGCCCUGCAUACACCUCUCCCAAGGACGUCUGUCUGUGUGGUUUCAUGUACUCGAAUUUUACGCAAGGCCUUCCACACCCCAUGCAGUUCUCCUGUUCCAAGGAUUCCAAGACAGCUCACAAAUCAAGUAAAUCAGUCUCAUUACCAAGCUUUUCCCCAGUGUCAAGCUGCAGCAGCAGCAGCCCAGAGAGACGAGAGUCCCCAAAACCCAGCGAACCUGUAAACCCGAACCCGGCUGCACCGCUGGCCACCAGCACUCCCAGACUUUUUAAGCCAUACGACGACGAACCUUUAGCCAGAGUGUAGCAAGAUGCUAUUAUACAAUCUUUUUGUGUCGCUUCUCCAGCCUCGCUAGUGUUCUUAUGGCCACGCAAGUAUCGUGCUCAUAACAUCUCGAGUGACUUAUUUACCGUAUACUUUCCUUAGUGACGUGUCUAUACUCUCCUCUAGUGUCGAGUCUACAACACUGAUAUGCUGUCCCUUUGGCGUCGUUACUGCCGUGUCUAUAGCAAACUUUGUUA
This is a messenger RNA of Cherax quadricarinatus, 1193 nucleotides long. Lineage: Eukaryota; Metazoa; Arthropoda; Malacostraca; Decapoda; Parastacidae. The record is from RefSeq and is a predicted model, not a curated record.